Molecule: messenger RNA, 1029 nt
Organism: Pyrus x bretschneideri (Chinese white pear)
Lineage: Eukaryota; Viridiplantae; Streptophyta; Magnoliopsida; Rosales; Rosaceae
Product: senescence-specific cysteine protease SAG39-like
Exons: 2
Coding region: 1-1029 (342 amino acids)
Cellular component (GO): lysosome
Molecular function (GO): cysteine-type endopeptidase activity
Source: RefSeq, a predicted model, not a curated record
AUGGAGUACAUUAACCAGUACUACUGCAAAUGUAUUUGUCUGGCCUUUAUCUUCAUUUUGGGAGCUUUGUCUUCUCAAGCCACCUCUCGCACUCUCCAAGAUGCAUCAAUGUAUGCGAAAUACGAGCAAUGGAUGGCUAGUUAUGGACGUGCAUAUGCUGACAUAAAUGAGAAGGAGAAGCGCUUCAAUAUUUUCAAGGAAAAUGUGGCGUUCAUAGAAUCUUCCAACAACGAUGCAAACAAACUUUACAAAUUGAGUGUCAAUCAAUUUGCAGACCUUACGAAUGAAGAAUUCAAAGCCUCGAGAAAUGGAUUCAUGGGGCACGAAUGUUCCACAAAGACGACUGCUUUCAAAUAUGAAAAUGUAACCGCACCACCAACUGUAGAUUGGAGAAACAAAGGAGCUGUGACACCAAUCAAGGACCAAGGCCAAUGCGGAUGUUGUUGGGCUUUUUCAGCUGUGGCAGCCAUGGAAGGGAUUACUAAGCUUACAACUGGUAAACUGAUAUCUUUGUCUGAGCAAGAGCUGGUUGAUUGUGACACAAGCGGUGUGGACCAAGGUUGCGGGGGUGGUUUGAUGGAUGAUGCAUUUCAAUUCAUUAAUAAAAACCAUGGACUUAGUACCGAGACUAAUUAUCCUUACACGGGUGUUGAUGGUACUUGCAACACCAAGAAGGAGGCCAGCCAUGCAGCCAAGAUAACUGGCUACGAAGAUGUGCCUGCAAAUAGUGAAGAAGCCCUUUUGAAGGCUGUUGCAAAUCAACCAAUUUCUGUUGCCAUUGAUGCUGGAGGUUCCGAUUUUCAAUUCUAUUCAAGCGGUGUCUUUACAGGAACCUGUGGAACAAGUCUAGAUCAUGGGGUUACCGCCGUUGGUUAUGGAAUUAGUGCUGAUGGUACCAAGUAUUGGUUGGUGAAGAACUCAUGGGGCACCCAAUGGGGUGAAGAAGGAUACAUAAGAAUGCAAAGAGGUGUUAAGGCAAAGGAAGGUCUUUGUGGCAUUGCUAUGGAAGCUUCUUACCCCACUGCAUAA